AUGAAUAGACAACGUAUGGGUAUGAAUUCUAAACAAAAUGCUAAGUUAUUAAUGGAGAUGACCAUGUAUGCUAAUCAAAAUAUAGGUCCAAGAAAUAUAAUGCAACUUUGUACCCAAUGUAGAACACAGUGUGGAAUGCAGACAAAACUUAAAUUUAUUGGAGACCCAAUACAAGGAAAUCGCUUUGGACAUAAUAGCUUGCGUCGUGGAGGUAGUCUUACUGCUAGUCAACGUAGACAACGAGUAUUAGCAAAUGCAAUUCACGAUGAUGACGAUGAUCUAUAUGCUACUGUUCAACGUGGUCCUCGACGUGGUUCUCGAUUUGGUAGUGGUUCUCGACGUGGUUCUAUAAAUAGUAUUGGUUCACAUCAUGGUGGUAGUUUUCAUAGACGUAAUAGCUUGCAACGUAGCAAUAGCGUUGAACAGCGUAGAAGAGCAGUAUUUGCUAAUGAACGUCAAGAUAGUGAAGAAUAA
Strongyloides ratti is the source of this 474-nucleotide messenger RNA. RefSeq lists its product as hypothetical. NCBI's taxonomy places the organism in Eukaryota, Metazoa, Nematoda, Chromadorea, Rhabditida, Strongyloididae. The transcript has 3 exons. The record is from RefSeq and is a predicted model, not a curated record. Bases 1 to 474 code for a protein of 157 amino acids.